AUGGCCAUGUUAAAUGUGACGUCGAAAAAGGUUGGUUGGGGCGAGAGGAGAGGGCAUGCCCUGAGGACUUCUUGAUUCGGUCCAUCGAAUUAAGGCCAUCCCAUGUGUUUUUUCGACUUUGCCCGCAGGCAAUUCUUGGCUCGGAAAGUGUAAAAAUUAAUGAGAAUUAGCGAGAAAGGGUUACGGCUUUGUGUAGACCUUAAUAUAGGUAUUAAAAUAGGUAAUGACGAGACUAUGUUUGGGUAGAUGACUAUAUUUAGGUAUAGGGGUGACGUUUUGUCAGCUCAGCCACGGCUUCUUUAUUUUCCGUUUUAUUUCCUCAGGCAAUUUGAAUACAUUAAGGGUUAGCCGGCCUGUUUUUAUUGUCGUAUUCAAAUGUUAGGGGAGGGAAUAUGACAUUUCUGUAUAACAUUUUGCAAAAAAAUGUAUUUUAGUUUAUGAAUACUGUAAUUUACUGUAUAUAUUUAUAAAAUUUUGAUGAUUCAGAUCUAAAAACAGCUUUAAAAACCUAAAAACGAGAAAAACAGUGACAAAACCAUGUAUAAUAUUUGCAAAUUUUAAUAUUGUGGGUAUAUCUUUGAUGUUCUUUGAGCUCAAACAUGUUAUUUUAAUUGCCCUGUGGGGAUUUCAGAGUAAUACACUUGAAAGCUGUUUUAUUUUUAUUGGCAAUGACUUUGAAAGUCUUAAAAAAGGGUAAAUUUUAUGGUUUAAUAAGGAACUGUCAUAAGCUAAGAGUGCAUAUCAAUAUCGCUAUACACCUUUCUAUGUUGUGAGUGUAAAUCUACCGCGUAGUAUUUUAUAUUAUUAUCACAAUAGCUUGAAUAGUUUUACUUUAUAAGUUGAACUAUGGAAUCAGUCUAUGUAAGUUUUUUAACGUAUCAAAAGUAAAAUUCUAUGUGUUAUGUACGGAUUACUAUGUUAUCCACGGAAGAUAUAAGACAAAAGAGUAGUAUAAGAUGUAUAUUAUCUAUGGCUUUUAAUCCUACUUUAUUAUACAUUUUCUUUAUACAUAUCAGCGUUCCUAUAACACUGUAUUAGCUAUCUUAUAACAAAAUUAUUUCAAUUUUUUAAAGUGUUACUCAGUAGAAAUAAAAAAUACUGCAAGUUUUUCGAAACUUUUUGUUUAAAUUGAGCAUAAUUUGACCAAACAUUAAGUAUUUAAAUUACACGGCUUCAGACUUUUUUGAAAGAAUAUCUCUGUGAUUGACGUUCUUUUACAAUUUUAAGAAGCCUUAAUUACCGUACAAAUUGUUGUUCGAAGCUGUGAGUAGUAGGAAAUGUUGUUUGAGGUAGUGUUUGUGCAGAUUUGCAUUAUGUAGCCAUAUCAGGCAAUUUUGAUAUUAACUUUUUUCGCAAAAAAAUUGAGCAACUCGAUUCCAAUUUGGACGCUAAAGUUUUUUGAGGACAUUUUGUGGUGCUCUAAGUGUUGCUUUUAUAUACCUAAAUAAGUUAAUACGAAAAUAAUCUGUUCAGUAUCUAGAAUUGUUAACAAUAGUAUGAUUAAGUUGAGACAUAACAUUUGUUUUUUAGUAUGUUUACUUUAAUCUAACGUUAACAUUAACGAUGACUCAAUGUUUUCCGUGUUACAUUACUUGUUAUUUUAUUUGGAUAUAGUGCUAUAUUUUUUACUUUUCUUAAGUGUUUGAGUAUAACUUUACACUGUAACUCAAUUACUAGUUUUUAUAAACUAAAUUACCUCAACUCCCAUAAAGCAAUAUAUUGUCUAAAAACCAAUAUAAUUUCUCAGUGUUACCCAAAAUUUAAUAUUAUUUUUUAAAGAGCAUUAAAACUCCGUUUUUUUUAUAAAAAAGUAGUAAAAAGUAAAAGUAAUUUGUUGUGUUACCAUGUCGUGACAUACUUUACACUUACUAAGCUAAGACAAAGUUUGUGGAUUUGAAAAGCUUUUAGUCCGAACAGGAUUGCAGUAUGUUUUAGAACAGGAUUACAAUACGUACAAUACAAUAUUGUGGGAUUGUGACGUUUUUAAAUGACAGUUUUAUUGUAAUGGGAAACAAUACACUGUAGAAGAUUACUUCCGUAGAACUGAAUAUUGUUUUAGUUCCGUAAACUUUUGUUGAUUAUAACAUUGGCUUUAAACAGUAUGUAAGAAUGUUAAAGUAUUUUCAUAUUUUUAGGUAAUAAUGUAACGUCUUCAGUCUUUUCAGAUAGAUUUGGGUCGUAGAGCCAGUUCCAUAUCAGCAUAUCAAGGCCGCAGAGUCAGCUCGGAUGAUGUUAAAAUGAGCGGUAAGUGAUUAUUUGAAUGUUCAAAAAAUAAUGAGCCACUGUACUGAAUAACUACAAAAAGUUUUGGAAUUUUAAUAUGUAUUUAAUUUUUUUGAUAUUUUAAAAAUCUGAUUUGUAUGAGCAUAGCAGACCAUUGGCUCAUUACUUUUGGAACAACCUAAUAGAGCAAUAAUCUUUUAAUCAAUUAUCGAAGGUUAUACAGACUUUAAUCAAAAUUCCAUUAAAAAUUUUAUUGUAAAACAAAAAAUAGCUUUAAACCAGACCAACUUAAUGUCAGUUCAGUCUAUUAAAUCUUUGCCAAACAUACUAUAAUAUUUAUAUUAUAGUAUAAUGCAAAGAUGAAGCUUCUUGUUCGUAUAUGUGAUACUCGUAUUGGAUUCUCUUCAGCCUCUUUUUUAUAAAUUUGAGUUCAAAAAACCAUUUUAAAUUCUUCUUUUUAUAUUUUUUCACAAUUGCAAGGUUAAAACUGUCAUAUUUCUUAAAUUAUUGGGCUUCUUGCAUUAGAAAUUGUUGUAGAACACCUAAAAAUGAAGGUAAGUCUUCUUUUCUUAUUUGUAAGUCUGCUUUGGACUGUAGAACCUAUGGAGACAGACAUCUAUAAUACUUUUUUUUCAAAAUUUUUUUUUAAAAGUUUAUAAUUUUAUACAGCUAUAUGUAAUAACAUCUGAAAUGUUAUGUUUGCCAAGUUUUUUCACAUAAGGAACUUUUUUCAAUUUCAUAACUUUAAGUGCUCUAAUCACCUUUUAAGUUUAUUUUGGUGUGUUAAUACCUACAUCUCUUCAAAUCCCUUGCAGUCAGACAUGUUCUCAUGAGACUUAAUUACUUUUCACAGCCCUAACACUAACAACGGCAAUUGUUUUCUGUCCAAAAGUUAAUGCCGGUUUUGCUCGCACUAUCAAGUAUUACCUAAAGUAAGGUAAAUCUUGUUGUGUAGGGUUUGAGCCGUCUACUGUGCUCUUCUGCUGUUCGUAUUACAAGUAUUUGGUUACAGAUAUAAAAAUUGUGUAAAGACUAUGUAUUUGUGUUACUACUGACAUUUAUUAUACUUUACAUUCAUAUUGGUCUUUCUAAAUUGACAUUCGUAAAAGUUGUUGUAAGCUUUCUGGAUUAAUCGCUGAGACUUGGAAGUCUUUGAGCUAUAAGUAUAUAGAGCUAUAAUUUGUACUGAACAUUUUAAUGGGCUACAGCUAAAUUAUAGUGUAUAUUAGCGUAUUGUACUAUGGGAAAGUGUUUCAAGUCUCUAAAGAGGCUAUUUUCAUCGGAAAAACUGAGUAAAUUUUGCUGUUUUAGGCCUGUAUUACAGUUUUAAUUCUAUUUGUUGUCAAAAAAUCAAAGUCAAAACUAAUUUCUAGCUCAAAAAACCUAUAUAUAUAUAUGUUUAUACUAAAGUAAUAUUACCAUUCUCUUCAGAAGACAUCAGUCCGCACAGUAGAGAAGAUGCAGAACAUUUCAAACUGAACGUUGGCGGUAAAUCCUUUUGUUUUCGAUCAGAUGUUAUACUAACAUGUCGGGAAGAGUCUCUACUAUCUACUCUUAUCAGAGCAACACAUACACAACGUCUUAUGGUAAUGGACAGUUACGAUGACAAAAGUGGAGAGUAUUACCUGGAAAGGAAUGUUAAGGCGGCCGAAAGUGUCAUCGACUAUUUUGUUACUGGUAAGACAUGGUUUUUGGGUUAGAUUAAGCUAAGGUUUUAUGUAUUAGGUAGUUCAAAUAGUUCUGUGCUUCCUCUUAAAGCAAGUUUUUAGAGGUAGGGAGCGCAGAAUUAUUUGAACAACCUAAUAAUUGUGGUUGAAAGGACUAACGUUGUAUCGAAUGUCAUCAAAAAUGGCAUUUUUGCAAUUCUUUUUAAAAAAUUGCUUUUGUGGACAAGAUUUACCAUGCUAGUCAUAUAUAAAGGCCUGUAUAAAAUAUUUGAAGGUAAACUACACAAACCUCACGAUGUGUGUCCGGAUCGAUUCUCGGAAGAAUUGCAGUUCUGGAGACUCUACACUGUUCAGUUUGCACCGUGCUGUGGCUACAUGAUGGGGCCGGUCAUCAGAAAAGAUCGAAAAGAAGAUGAACAUGAGUUUGAUGGGGUAUGUUUAUAUUUUUAGCUUUUUUAAAGAUAUCAUGUUAAAAAUUGUGUUACAGUUCAUAUAGUUAGUCUAGCAGAAUUGUUUGGCCAGGCAUUUUUUUAAAUUUAUAGAUGUUUUAAGCACAGUAACUUUGCAAAAUGGCUUUUAAUUGAAGGUUAAUAUAUAUUUGUACUUUGGGCAAUAUUUUUGUCUUUUUUGAUAUAGUUUUGUAUUUUAAAGCUUUUUAUUUUAAAAUUGUAUCGCGUGUUGCACGUACAACACGCUAUUUGUAAACUUUACUAUGAUGUAUAUACCAUAGCAUCAAGUGCAAGUCGUUUAAAAAUUUUUUUGAAUAAGGUGAACUUCUUAUGACAGAUCUGUGCAAAUUUUGAAUGAUAUGACAAUGUGGUGACAGAUAAUGUAAACACGAAAGAAAUUUCAAUAUGAGAACAAACUUUUAUAAAAGAAAGAUAUUAUGAGCAAUAUCGUAUUUUAGGCACUCUGUUCACCAUUCCGAUUGAUGGUUUGGAGGAUAAUGGAAGACCCCUCCUACAGCUAUAUCUCCAAGUUCUUUGCUUUUAUAUCUAUUUCUUUUAUCUUUACUUCUAUUUUGGGUAAGUUAUUAAAAUUGAAGCGAAAUUUAUUGUAAAAUACGCCAUCUAGUAGUGAUUUUACAUUAUUAAAUGCGUAAUUACCGUUAUAUCAAUAAACCGAGCUUUAUACACUUCUUCCUUUCAUAAAACACUAUAUUGUAGGUCUAAUCCUUGGCUCAAUGCCAGAGUUUCAAACAAACACAACCUAUGCUGAUGGCUAUCAUGUCUACCACAUCAAACAACGUCAUCGUUACUUGUAUGGCAAAUUUGACGAUGCUGAUGGAGCCAUCAACCUGGCAGCCUACAACCUGACUGGCUACGAAUAUAGACCUACGGACUCUCCGAUGCCACUUCUGAUAACACUAGAGUACUGUUGUAUCAUGUGGUUUACUGUCGAGUUUCUGGUUCGAUUUCUGGUCGCGCCACGGAAGAAGAAGUUUGUCAGUAGAGCUAUGAAUCUGGUGGAUUUGUUCACGAUUCUACCGGUAUAUGUUGAGGUGAUAUUGUCAUUGAUUGGGAUACAGGCGGAGCAGUUGAAGGAGAUCACUGGUAAAUAGUUUUAUUUAAAAGUUAGGUUUAAGGUUCUCUUAAUUUUAAAAAGGUUUCUCAAAUUUGAUUGAGCAACCUGCAAACAUUUAGGGCAGAAUGCCAAAUGUUCUUUUUCGUGGCGGGACCAAUCAAUAAUUUCAGUGAACUCAUACUUUUCAGUACUAUUUGGGUACCACUAUUUAAACAUUAUUUUUAAUCAAUUUUUAACCCCGUAUUUUAGGAGCAAUGCUGGUAAUGCGAGUAUUACGAGUGCUUCGAAUGGCUCGUGUAUUCAAAUUGGCACGGUACUCUACUGGGCUUCAGAUCUUUGGCAAUACCCUUAGGGCGUCGAUGACCGAACUUUCUAUGCUACUUAUCUUCCUCAUUACUGGUACCGUCUUCUUCAGCACUAUCAUGUACUUUUUGGAGAAAGACGAACCUUACAGUGACUUCAACAGUAUACCUGCUGCUUGUUGGUGGUGCAUGUAAGGUUCUUUUACAUCUUUAUAAGUUAUGAAGUUUUUUAAUUUUUUACAUUAUUUUAUUGUAAAAUACAAAUUGUUUAGAUCAACUUAUGCUGGUAGUACUUCUAUUUUUAAAUUAAAAUUUUCAGAAUUACAAUAACAACAGUAGGAUUUGGAGAUUGUCAUGUCCAAACAACACGUAAGUCAUAACUUAAAGUGUUUUAAAUGUUUUAGUUGGAAAGAUUGUUGCCACAGCUACAAGUAUCACUGGAAUCAUCAUCCUCGCGUUCCCAGUGUCUCUAAUCGUCGAAAACUUUGCUCAUGCUCAACAUCAAGCACUGGUCGAAAGCCAAAUGAAGCAUGGUCGGUUUUUGAAAUAAAUUUAAAUUUUUUAGACUAUAUUACAGUCACUUAUAACUUGUUUGUUAACCUGGCGUUUAAAUUUCAAAAAAAGCUGAAAAACGAGAGCUAGGACACAGCUUGAAAACUUUUUUAAAAUUUGCAAAAUAAGCUUUUAAAAUUAAAAAAAACAUUAAAAAAGCAUUGACUAGUAGAUUUAAAGCCUUAAUUCGAAUUUAAAAUUGUUUCAGCUCAAAUGUCAAACCUGGCCAACAACUAUGUUAUGAAGCGAGGCCAGUCCAGAAGAGUUCGGAAAGGAGAGUCGAUAAGAGACGCGAAUCGAAUAAAUCUACUUUCUGGAGUUAUUACUUCUGUUGCUUAA
Molecule: messenger RNA, 6607 nt
Organism: Bursaphelenchus okinawaensis
Lineage: Eukaryota; Metazoa; Nematoda; Chromadorea; Rhabditida; Aphelenchoididae
Source: the annotation of a GenBank genome assembly